GUCGCGUCCUCGGUCGCUAUCAUGGAGCAAGCGUACACAAACACGGCUGUGGACGUAUCAACUUAUUCGGAUUUUUGUUCUCACUCUUUUACACAAGACAAUGAGGCUGUUACCGGUCAGGGGAGGUCGCAACGAUGUGGACAUUUACGCUACACGUUUCACUUCGCCCUGAAAAUGGUUGAGUGACUUAAUCCGGCGUACUGCCGACGUUAGCUUAAAAAGGACAAGUUAGCAGCUGCUAGCCGAUUGAACCUGUACGUCUGCUCGGUGUCAGCGAAGAUCAGCAGCCUCAGAGGAUGCAAGUUCUUCAAGAUCACUUCUUCUACCAUUCAUAUUCGAGGUUGAGAGAUCAUGCAAGUCUCGAGAAGGAGAGACAGCUUUUGGUUGAAGAGCAGAAGAUAUGCAAAACCCGAGCACGCAAAUUCUCCCUGGAAACCAACCGACGCAGGAAGGCUUUGGAUGAAAGACGGAAGCAGUGGGAUGUGCAGGAGCAAUGCCUAAGAGACCGUAUCCUCCAGCAACGCAGACUGCAAGUACAGGACGCAACUGAGCGUUUCCAAAGAGCACAUUUACCCCCUUCUGAGAAGCGCCGACAAUCUUUUAAAAGAAAUGUUGCAAAUAUUGAAGAUGCACUCCAUCAAAUUCAAGGCACCUUGAAUUCGUACACUCGGCAGUCCUCUUUCUUGUCCAGCAAUAUAAACGUUAAUGGAAGCUGCUCCCCAUCUCCUAAGCCACCCACGGUUUCUAAAUCGUCCCACCGCCAAGCGCUUUCUGCUGUGGAGGCCUACACAAAACUCCUCCUGGAACAGAGCAGGAUAGAGAGCGAGCACGAUCACAGUCCACAGGGUAGCCACCUGUCUGAUUCUUGUCUUUCUGAGAGCCUUUCAAGUAAGGAUAGUUUGGAAAAUGAGGAUUUCAACCACCUCACAAAACCUCUGCAGAGUUCCUAUUCAUCACUCUUGCUUGGCACAGAGAGGACUCAUCAAGACCUAAGAAAGCAAAAUGACUUGUGUCAUCAAACAUCAGACCUCUCAGCGAUGAUGCUUCUCGGUGAUAACUUAGUCCAAGCAAAUAAGCGGCAUGAACCAAACCAGAAAAAACUAGAUGAAUCUGGAUGGUGUAAUAAUAAGAUAAAUGUUUCUAAAGCCUCGUGGGAAUUCACAUCUGUUGAACAAAGACUUAAGACAGAGAUCCAGCCUGCUCUGAACAACUGUAAUUUAUCAGCUCACAGUGAAAAUGUUAGUGCUGACCUAGAGCCCUAUGAGAUGAAAACUCGACAGAACAGCCCCGGUGGCAACAUCAUUAUUGCAAAUAUAGCUGCUCUUGGCAACGCAGCACUCGAUUCUUCCUAUCCUAAACAAGAGGGCCUCUUGGCUCCCAAACAGGAGAGGAUCCAAGAUGACAGACAAUUAAAAUAUCCAACUACAGAAAUUCCUUUGCUUGCCAAAAAUAGCAACAGCAAAGACAUUUUGUUUGGGGAUCCCCCAAAGCCAAAUAUUUUCUUGUACAACAGUACAACAGACAAUUUGUCAAGAGAAAGCGCUCUUCAGCAAACAGGAAAAGAAAACAGCGCUCUGUCAUCUCACAAAGAAUGCACUGCUUCUACAAACAAUCUCAAUAAGGUUACAAACUCAGACUCCAAUACUAAGAAGCCAAUAAAUACAAAAUCCAUGGAGCAUACCUGCUUGUCUAAUAUUCAUUCAGAUACAUACAAGUGUCUUGAAUGUCCUGAGAAGGAAGUCGAGAAAAUACCUUUGUCAAUAGAGACGUCUGAUUCGCUAUAUAAGGUCAGAUAUAGUAAGGGAAUUCUUAAAAAGCAGUCCAAAUACAUGGAUUCCACUUGUGUGUACGGCUCAGGGAAUUUGAUUUUUGCAAAACAAGUAGCUUUAGCGAUCAGGGAUAGCGUUGAAUUAGCACGGAGAAAAACAAGGGACCUGGAGGGCAAUAACACUGUCAAAAAGAAGCUGCGUUGGUUCGAUGAAGUGCAUGUGGAAAAAGAGAAAGAUAAACAGAACAAAAUGAAAAGCAAAUCCUUCAAUCUCUGUCAACCAAAAAACAACUCGGACGACCACCAGCUAAGUCUUAGUGCGUUCUCAGGGACUUCCAAGACUGGACCCGGCAUGACCCCUGCAGCCUCCACUGGUUAUCAGUUUACAAAAGAAGCUUGGGCAGAUGUUCAAGUCAACUUGCCCCAGCGACAAACCGAUGAGGUCAAGGUACACCGCAACAGCAUCAGAGCCAGUGCCCCCAAGGUCCCUCGGAAAGAGCACUUUGGCAGAGCGGGUCCUGUUUCCUCACGAACAAGAAAGGGCACGGUCAUACGACCUCAGUCUGCCACCGAGGUUAGUCAGAUUGCCAAAACCCAAGGGAAGGUCAUGGUGCCACGUCCACCUCCUCGGAUGGAAUCUGCGGAGGAAAAGACGCCGUGCAUCACCAAAAUUCCAUAUGGCAGGGAUCACGCGAGCGCCAUCAACAAACAGGCCAUGGCUGUUGAGCAGGUCCUGAACAAGAAUAACUCAGAGGAAAUCUUUGUCUUAAGCUUCCCAGACAAAGCGAACAAUAACAACGAGCAUGUGUGUUGUUUUUUGCAGCAAACGAAGCAAACCGCAAAGCUGCUCAGAACAUUACCAAGCACUUACAACUCAGCCUUUCCAAAUGAAGAUUUUGAGAGUGCAGCCCAGUUACACCUCGCUGAAGUGCAUGCUAAAGGCCAUCUGGAAGAAAAGGGUAUAGUGGCUGCCAUGGAGACAGUCCAAACACGGAGAUCUGGAACAGUAGAGCAGUACAGCCGACAGCAGGAGCUCACCAGCAUUUCCUUGGAGGAGAAGAAAAUUCUGCUCUGUCUGGAUCGACUCAACCACGAGCUUCAAUGUGUGCAGGAGCGUGUUGGGGGCAAUACUAGCAUGCAUGGUCUUGUACUUAGUGAUGCACCCUAUACAAGAGAAGUGAAAGCGUCAAUCCAUAACAAACACUGUGGCUCCUCGGCUAACAUUCACUCUCGAUACCACCAGAAGUCCUGACUUGAAGCUUGUGUUCGCCACAGCAGUCUUGAGCCCUCGUCGGUGCACUUUAUGCUGAAGCAUGUUGUUGAAACAAUUACACAAUUACCUCGCAAAAGGAAUUUUUACAAAGUGUGUCUUUUUAAGUAACUAAGGAUCUGAAAUAUAAACAGCCUUGAAUUGCAAAGACAAAAAAAGACUUAUCAGCAGCUUUAGAGCACACUUAAGCUACUGACUAUCAAGCAAUCUAAGUCUGAAGUGCCUAUUUAAAUGAGAAAGGCUUUAAUCUGUUUUUAAGUUACAAAAUGCAAAGAUGCUCUUGUUUCAAUCAAUACAUGACCAGCCCUGACUGCAAAAUAUACAAACACUAUCAAAUUGUAUAUGUUAAAAGUUUAAAGGUGUACCAUUCUGUAUUUAUUUUGCAUAGUAACACUAUGACUUGGUGGACUGUUUUGCAGCAGUUCAGCAGUGAACUGAAUAAAUGUUGUUGACAGUUU
Molecule: messenger RNA, 3496 nt
Organism: Neolamprologus brichardi
Lineage: Eukaryota; Metazoa; Chordata; Actinopteri; Cichliformes; Cichlidae
Source: RefSeq, a predicted model, not a curated record